Molecule: messenger RNA, 2766 nt
Organism: Engraulis encrasicolus (European anchovy)
Lineage: Eukaryota; Metazoa; Chordata; Actinopteri; Clupeiformes; Engraulidae
Gene: angptl4
Product: angiopoietin-like 4
Exons: 7
Coding region: 58-1443 (461 amino acids)
Biological process (GO): triglyceride homeostasis
Molecular function (GO): enzyme inhibitor activity
Source: RefSeq, a predicted model, not a curated record
GUGUGCUAACUUCUACUACACACCAAAGACAACCCACCCCGACGCGAGGAACUCAAGAUGAAGGUCACUGUCACCAACCUGAUGUUGUGCACUGCACUCCUUGCCACCACCGGGUCAGGCUUCCCGCUUGAGAGGAAGGGGGCUACUGGGAAGGAGAAGAGGGUCCAGUACGCCGCCUGGGACGAUGUGAACGUGCUGGCCCAUGGCUUGCUGCAGCUGGGCCAAGGCCUGAAGGAGCAUGUGGAUAAAACCAAGCUCCAGGUGCGGGACAUCACAGCCAAGCUGAAGUCCUUCAACGGCACCGUGGUCGACCUGGGCAAGCUGACCCAGAGGCUGCAGGAGGACAACAACGUGCUGAAGGCCAGGACGGAGGGUCUGGAGGCGAGGGAGAGCCAGGUGCUCAACAUCUCCUCCGAGCUGAGGGAGAGGGCCGAGGAGAUGCUGAUGGAGAAGGAGAGGGUGCGUGAGAGGAUGGACAAGCUGGAGGAGAAAGUGAACGGCGCGCUGCAGGGACAGGGAGAGAGCUUGCAAGGUACCACUGGAAACCUCACUGAUGCCAGAACUAUCCAGGGUAUGAUGGAGGCACAGAAUCGCCGGAUAGACGAACUCGUUGACAGAAUAAAGCAACAGCAGGAAAAACUGGACAAGCAGAACAUCCGCAUCCGAACCCUUCAGAAUCAGAUACAGAUCAAUUUGCAGUCGUUUCUGAAGCGAAAAGACGAUGCCAUUUCCCAAAAUGGCAGCAUCGAACAACGCGAUUCUCCACUAGAUACAGCCUCGGACUGCCAUGAACUUUUUCUGAGAGGAGAGACCACCUCUGGUGUGUACACAAUCAAGCCGCUACAAUCUGAGCCUUUUGAGGUCUCCUGUGAGAUGACAGCAGAUGGGGGCUGGACAGUCAUCCAGAGGCGCCAGGACGGCUCAGUGGAUUUUGAUCAGCUCUGGCAGGCCUACCAGAGUGGAUUUGGAAACUUGAAUGGUGAAUUUUGGCUGGGCCUGCAGAAGAUCCACUCGCUGUCCAAAGACGGCAGCUACAUCCUCAAGGUCCAGCUCAGUGACUGGAGGGACGACACGGAGACGAUCAAGUUCCCCUUCCGGCUGAGCGGGGAGGAGAGCAACUACUCCCUGCACAUCCAGGACAACACCUCCAGGAACCAGGAGGGAGCCCUGUCCUCCGACCCCGCCGGCUUGCCCUUCUCCACCCGCGACAAAGACAACGACCAGAAGAGCGACAUCAACUGCGCCAAGCACCUUUCUGGUGGAUGGUGGUUCAGCAACUGUGGACACUCCAACUUGAACGGCAGAUACUUCUCCACCCCCCCACCCAAGCAGCGGCACCAGAGGAAGCAGGGAGUGUUCUGGAAGACCUGGCGUGGCCGCUACUACCCCCUCAAGACCACGGUGAUGAUGAUCGCCCCCUUGGAGAUUGAAAACAAGUCCUAGAGAGGGAGAGACAAGUCUCUUUGAGAGGGAGAGUCUUGUGUUUCAGGAGAGAGGCGGGACAUUUUAUAAACGAGUCGUGAACUACUGAGUUUUAAAAAAAAAUGUAAAAUCCAAGUUUUACGGUGACCCAAAAUAGCUGAAAACAGUGAAAUUUGCCAAAUAUUCAAUUGUAGCAAAAACAUGGUGCUUGGACAAUUCAUGUUGAAUGUUCACAAUUUCACUCAGCACAAGGGCUCAGAUGGCCAUUUUUGUAUUUUGGCAGAGUGGACAUGGAGAUAGCAUUAGAUCACCACGGCUUUAAAUGAAUACCAGCCAACCAGCCAUAUGCUAGUGAAAUUUGAGUUUGGCUGGUAUAAAAAAAGAUCAACUUACUAACCACUUUGACCCAUUAGGGACUGUGUAUUUGGCUAGUAAGAUGAACAUCUAUUAGCCAUUUUGGCUGGUGAUGAAAAAAGUUAAUUUAGAGCCCUGCAGAUCACUGUCUCUGGGACUGAAAGAGAGACAUCCAAAUAGCCAAGAACUGGAUGUGCCUAAGCUAAACAUGUAUCGACACGUUUGCAUAUUGCAAGCAUCUUUUCAAAUUUUCCACAUGUAGAGACGGAGCUGGUAUGAGGGGUGCACUGAGAGGCCCCCAGCACUGUAUGAUAUUUAUGCUUUUCCAUAGAAUAACUUUAACGAAAAACAGGGCUGUUUAAAGACCUGGUUUCAUGGACCAAACACCACCACAAUCAUUUGGAGAAGAAGAGACCUCCAUUUAUGGCAUUAGUAAUCCCAUGGCAUUAUCUAAAGUCUAAGGUAGAGUACAGACAGACCUGCAAGAGUGGGGUAGCUAUGUAAUUGUUCAUUUGUGCACACAAUGCUUUUUUUUUUUAAUGCCCUUAAAGAUUAUACCGCUGUAAGUGUUUUCUACUGGUUGAUGAUGUUUCAUUGAUGACUCCACGGCUUAUUUCCAUGGAGAAUUGUUAUUUUCAGUCAUAUUGACUGCAUUUUAUUACUGAAGUUUUGUCCACUUCCUGUAAAUACUAAAAAGAUUUUUACGUCGACUGAACCUUUAAAACCUUGAAAUGUAAACACUUUCAGUUGUGCUACAGUUGUAAUAUUCCCAGUUGUUGUUGAAGACUGACAUGUCCUUAUUUUUUCUAUUUAAGUGUUGUAAAAAUCACUGUUUACUUCAUCUUUUGUUAAUUAUUUAUAUUUCAAAUAUUUCCCGAAACCAUAAGAAAACUUUUGCUAUUGUUUUCUUUCUUUUUCUACACAACAAAGAGGAACUGAUGUUCAAGUCAUUUGUCCAUAGCGGGCCAAUAAAAAACAUAUUUGAAAACA